AUGUCUUUGGAACUUACUGAACUCGUCAAGCGUCCUGGUGCUGGUAGAUCUGGUCAACCCGUUCGCGUCAGAGCCAAUUUCUUUGAAGUUAACUCUUUCCCCACUCAAAACAUCCACCACUACGAUGUUACCAUUGAUCCUAUUGACAAACCUCCUAUGGUUUACCGUAAUGUCUGGCAAAAGUUUGAAGAUAGCAAUGGCCAAGGUAUUCUCACUGGUAUCAAGACUAUCUUUGAUGGUCGCAAGAAUGUCUUCUCUCCCAAGCCUCUUGAUUUGGGUGAAGAGCAAGCCAGAGCCUUUGAGGUUGACCUUGCUGAAGGUGGUGCUGCUGGUACUAAGCGUCACAGCGACAUCUUCAAGAUCCGUAUCAAGAAGGCUGGUGAAGUCAACAUGGAAGAGCUCAGACGCUUCUUGUUGGGUCAAUCUGCCUGUACCUCCAACUGUCUCACCGCCAUCAUGGUGCUUGAUAUCUUGGUUCGCCAUGUUCCUUCUACACUCUACACCACUGUUGGCCGCUCUUUCUUCACUCCUGCUGAUAAGAGACCUCUUCCUAAUGGUGCUGAAGUCUGGCAAGGCUACUACCAAUCCGUUCGUCCCACUGUAGGCAAGAUGAUGGUCAACAUUGAUGUCAGCUCCACUGCUUUCUACGAGUCUGGUCCUUUGCCUGAUGUCGUCGCUAAGAUCUUGGGUCGUCGUUCUCUUGAUGAACUUCGUCGCGGUAUCCCUGAACGCGAUCUCUCCAAGCUUGAAAAGAUUCUCAAGGCCUUGAGAAUCCAAGUCGUCCAUCGCGGUGAGAAGAAGCUCAAGUAUAAGAUUUCCAAGCUCACUCCUUCUCCUGCUGACCGCACUGUCUUCAAGGAUGAUGCCGGCAAUGAAAUGACUGUUGCCAACUACUUUGCCAAGCAAUACAACAAGCGUCUCGCCUAUCCUUUCUUGCCUUGUGUUGUCGUCAAGAAGGACAUCUUCUUGCCCAUGGAAGUCUGUGAGAUUCUCCCUGGUCAACGUCAUCAAAAGAAGCUCAAUGAGAAGCAAACCGCUGAAAUGAUCAAGCACACCUGCCAAAAGCCCAACGUCCGUGCCAACAAGAUCAAGCAAGGUCUCGGUCUUUUGCAAUACAACAACCCUUACAUGCAACAAUUUGGUAUGUCUGUCAAGCCCGAAAUGUCCGUCAUCAACGCUCGUGUCCUCCCUACCCCCAAGAUCUCUUAUCACCCCUCAUCUCAAGAAGCUGAAUUCGCUCCUCAAGGUGGUGCUUGGAAUUUGAGAGGCAAGAAGGUUGCUCAAGGCGCUACCCUUGGUUCUUGGUCCGUUGUUAACUUUGCUGGUGCCAUCCCCAUGCCUGCCAUCCAACGUUUCAUCCGUGAAUUAUGUCAAACCUUUGCUGAUACUGGUUUGAACGUUGUCAACCGUCAACCUCCUAUUUCCUCUGCUGAUCCUCAAGGCAACAUUGAACGUACCCUCAAGGAAGCUUGGUUGAAGGCUGGUAACGCAGCCAAGGCAAACCCUCAAUUGAUCGUCUGUAUCUUGCCCAACACUGGUGUUCCUUUGUAUGCUGAAAUCAAGCGUAUCUCUGAUACUAUUAUUGGUGUCCCCACACAAUGUGUCCAAUCCAAGCAUAUUGCUGAUGCCAAGAAGCAAUACUGUGCCAAUGUCUGUCUCAAGGUCAACAUGAAGUUGGGCGGUAUGAACUUGUUCCUUAAUCCUCCUCACAUUCCUUUCAUUGCUCAAAGACCUACUAUUGUCUUGGGUGCCGAUGUUACUCACCCUGCUCCUGGUGACAUGAACCGUCCUUCCAUCGCUGCUCUCGCUGCCUCCAUGGAUGCUCGUGCCUCAAGAUACUCUUCAUCUAUCCGUGUCCAAGCUAACCGCACUGAAAUCAUUGCUGAUCUUCCCAACAUGAUCAAGGAGGUUCUCAAGAGCUUUUACCAAUCUUGCGGUCAAAAGCCUGAAAGAAUUCUGUUCUACCGUGAUGGUGUCUCUGAAGGUCAAUUCAAGCAAGUCAUGGAUUCUGAAGUCGCUGCCAUCCGUGCUGCCUGUGCCUCUCUUGACAAGAACUACAAGCCUACUCUUACCUUUGUCGUUGUCCAAAAGAGACAUCAUGCUAGAUUCUUCCCCAUUGAAAUGCGUGAUGCUGAUAGAACUGGUAAUUGUAAGCCUGGUACCGUUGUUGACACUGAUAUCGUCCAUCCCUUUGAGUUUGAUUUCUACCUUCAAUCUCAUGCUGGUUUGCAAGGUACUUCAAGACCUACUCACUACCACGUCCUUUAUGAUGAGAACAAAUUCACUUCUGAUGCCCUUCAAGAAUUGACGUAUAACCUCUGUUAUAUCUAUGGUCGUGCUACUCGUGCUGUCUCCAUCGUCCCUGCUGCUUACUAUGCCGAUCUUAUCGCAGCUCGUGCCAGAUUCCACCGACGUGGUGAGAACUGGUCUGAUACCGAUGCCACUUCUGAAUCCAUGGAUUCUGAUGCUCAAAUGGCCUCUUUCGCUGUUGUCAAGCCUGAAUUGCAAAAGGUUAUGUACUUUAUGUAA
Mucor velutinosus is the source of this 2529-nucleotide messenger RNA. RefSeq lists its product as uncharacterized. The transcript is spliced from 3 exons. Bases 1 to 2529 code for a protein of 842 amino acids. Gene Ontology annotation, biological process: regulatory ncRNA-mediated post-transcriptional gene silencing. Gene Ontology annotation, molecular function: RNA endonuclease activity; single-stranded RNA binding; protein binding. NCBI's taxonomy places the organism in Eukaryota, Fungi, Mucoromycota, Mucoromycetes, Mucorales, Mucoraceae. The record is from RefSeq and is a predicted model, not a curated record.